Messenger RNA from Neoarthrinium moseri, 1956 nucleotides. RefSeq lists its product as uncharacterized. The record is from RefSeq and is a predicted model, not a curated record. The coding region runs from base 1 to 1956 and encodes 651 amino acids. NCBI's taxonomy places the organism in Eukaryota, Fungi, Ascomycota, Sordariomycetes, Amphisphaeriales, Apiosporaceae. The transcript has a single exon.
AUGUCUACAUCGCACAUCGAGUACAAUUAUUUUGACGAUUCAAGAGCCGAGAGCAGUAUCUCGUCCCAGGGAGAAAGGGUAUCGUCCUCGUCAAACGAUGCCUACCCGAACUACCCGAACUGCCAUGAUUCAAUGCUCAGUUCUCAGAAUGGCGACAUUGAACGUCGCCAUCCCACGGUGAAGUGGAGAGAAGCCCUCACCUCCAGCUCUAACCGUUAUGAACUCUUGACGUGGCUGGAAGACACGCCAUUCGUGCGACGGCGUGGCCCCCCCAGCGACGUGAUAUCUCAAUGUCCAGGUUCGCGACCGCUGAAAUACUCGACGAUUUGGUAUCGGUUCAUUGACGAGCCUGACUUUCUCGCCUGCUCAGUAUGCUAUGAACAAUCGAUCAAAGGAACUGCACUAUCCCAUGCGUUCCUUCGUUUCCAGUCAGAGGGAGGAGUGCCAAUGCGUUGCCGCUUCUGCGUGCCUCGGAUGGCAUCUCAUCUUUGGCCGGAUGCUGUUGCUCGCCAUGACUUGGACGAGGUGACCGAGUACGCUAUGCGAAGGGUCCACAUUCAGGACUGUAAGGGCAAUAAGGAAACCGCUGCCUGUGGCGUAUUGCUGUGGUAUCAGCCUUCCGAUGAGCGCACACCUUCCUUCCUAUGCUGUCAGGCAUGCUAUGAAGACCAAGUCCAGGGCACAUCGUUUGCGAGACAUUUCGCUCCGAGCGCAAAAGGCCCGGACUUUGACGAGAGCGGGAUCUGUCAUGUCAGCUUGCCAUUUAUCACUGGAGCUCUGUCGUUCUUUGCCGCGGCUGGCGACUGGGCAGGCUUCAAGGCUGCAGUGCAUCGACGCUUACAGGCCCCAGUGUGUAAAGGGCGCCUAGCUGAGCAUCACAAACACCACUGGUUCACUGUGCCAGAACUUGACAGAGGUCUGUGGAUAUGCGAAGCUUGUUACCUAGAUCGUGUCUCCUUCACGCCAUUCGAUGCACAUUUCGAGCGUGGCACGAAUGAUGCGGCAUCGUCAUCAUCAACAACAACUGACGGGAUUCGUAUGUGCGGAUUAUCUUCUGGGCCCUUCAUUGUGGCAUUCGAGUCUGCCAUUGCUGGAGAAGACUUUAGAAUCUUCCUCAACGCUGCCAAAGUUGUAAUGAGUAACCAACGUUGUGAUACGGAGACCAUUGACGGGCCAUGGUAUACCCCUGACGAUGCCCCCGGAAUGUUCCAUGUCUGCCAGUCAUGCUAUGCCGGGAUUAUUGCGACCUGCGAAAUGGGACCCUUCUUCAACAUCACCACUCAGAAGCCCAAAGCGGAAAUUACGUGCGACCUGCGUCCAAGCACCCCUCGAUACCUGUUGUACGUUGAGAAGCUUGCACAAGCGGCGGAAGUGGGCGACUUUAGCAUAUUCAGCGAUUUUGUGCAUAGAAUAUCGGGCGCGCCGCCAUGUCCUGGAAGGACAGCCUUACCCAAUGCGAUCUGGUACACUGCGGAUAGUUGCACCAUCUGCCCUGAGUGCCACGAAUCUACCGUGAGAGAGACGGUUCUGGCCAACAAGGUUGCUUUGCAGUAUCAUCCUAACUGGAAGAUAUGCGGUCUCGGUUCUCGGCGUAUGAAGGGGCUCUGGGCGGCAGCAUGCGGAGACAGGAGCCUGCAGGACUUUGUCGCUUGCUGCCAGUCCAGAAUAAAGGUUUACGCCUCGACAAUUGCCGUCGUUGACACGAUCAAGCAGGCGAAGAUGGCCCGCAUGGACCUGGCCAUGACGUAUGCUGCACUGGGCACAGCAUACCUGGCACUGGGGCGACGGAUUUCACAGCGUAGCCGUGGCACUGAAGUUGCUGAUGACAGUCCUGAAUAUGCUGCAGAGAGCUCCAAGAUGACAGACAUGAUGCUCAAAAUGAUGGCCCACGCCAACUGCGGAUACGAGUGGCGGUUGAUCAAUCAGUUGGAGGCCAGAUGGGAGGAAGUCGAAUGA